Arachis duranensis is the source of this 1495-nucleotide messenger RNA. Its product is annotated as phosphoglycerate mutase-like protein AT74. The record is from RefSeq and is a predicted model, not a curated record. Bases 160 to 1056 code for a protein of 298 amino acids. NCBI's taxonomy places the organism in Eukaryota, Viridiplantae, Streptophyta, Magnoliopsida, Fabales, Fabaceae. Gene Ontology annotation, molecular function: phosphatase activity. The transcript is spliced from 3 exons.
UGUAUCACAUAAACCCAGCCAGAUGAAAUUGGAUUUGGGGGAUUAGGAGUGUGUGCAUUGUGCGUACUGCGUACUCCAUAGCGUAAAUAUCAUUUGAAUUUGAAUUUUUCAAUUUUGCCAUAAUUUCGAUGCAGCAACAGUUACAGUUACAAUAACAAUAUGCAUCAACACAAGGUGCUUCCGAAGAGAAUAAUACUGGUGCGCCACGGCGAGUCGCACGGUAACCUCGACACGGCGGCGUACACCACCACUCCCGACCACAAGAUCGAUCUAACGCCCACCGGAAUCGCUCAAGCGCAGAAUGCCGGGGCAUGCAUCCGUGCCGCCAUUGCCUCCGACUCAUCCUCCCCGAACUGGCGCCUGUACUUCUACGUGUCGCCCUACGCGCGCGCCAGAUCCACGCUCCGGGAGUUAGGUCGCUCGUUCUCGAGGACGCGCGUGAUAGGCGUGAGGGAAGAAUGCCGCAUUCGGGAGCAGGACUUCGGGAACUUCCAGGAGCGUGAGCGCAUGGAUUCUAUCAUGGAGACUCGGUUACGAUACGGCAGAUUCUACUACCGCUUCCCUGAGGGCGAGUCCGCCGCCGAUGUCUUCGAUCGCGUUUCCAGUUUCCUUGAAUCUCUGUGGAGGGACAUUGACAUGAAUAGGCUCAAUCAAGACCUUUCCCAUGAUCUAAACCUGAUAAUUGUCACACAUGGGCUAGCAUCCCGUGUUUUCCUCAUGAGGUGGUUCAAGUGGACGGUUGAACAGUUUGAGCUUCUGAACAAUCCUGCAAACUGUGAGAUCCGCAUCAUGCAGUUGGGUGCUGGUGGAGAAUACAGCUUGGCAGUCCAUCAUACGGAGGAAGAACUGCUUCAAUGGGGGCUCUCUCUUGAAAUGAUAGCUGAUCAGAAAUGGCGAGCCCAGGCAAACAAGGGUGCCUGGAAUGAUCAGGUUCCCGUGUGUCUUAAUGCAUUUUUUGAUAACCUUCCUGAUUCUGAUGAUGACAAUGUAAACCUAAAUGAGAUUAAAAAUUCCCCAAUGAACAAGAAGAAAAUGAAGAGGAAGGAGAUAAGAUGACAAGAUCGUGCUUUACUUAUUGCUGACAGUAACCAGCUCUGUUCAUCACAUUCAUCAUUAUGAACUUUACAUCCAACUGGAAGCUUCAAAUAUACUGAAUCUAAUGAAUUGAUAAUAUUAGAUUAUAGAUAAGGCUUGAAGCAUUCUUAUAUAGUGAAGGGAACAAGGUUGCUUUGCACGCAUGCAUUAUGCAUCCUGUUUUCCAAAUCAUGUUAUGAUAGAAUUAGAACUUAGAAGAGUCUGCAUAGUAUUUGUUCAUAAAAAGAGCGAAAAUUGUACUCGAACCUUUAUACACAAAGUUUAUGAAUAUUGCAGACGCCUAUCCUGUAUCCCCUAGGAAUUUAUUUUCUUUCUCGAUGAUAUCUCUAUCAUAUCUGGAGAAGUUCUUGCUUGCCAUCGCAUGUUAUUGAGUUAAUCACAGCACAACAUUACUGAGGCA